Molecule: messenger RNA, 4574 nt
Organism: Tricharina praecox
Lineage: Eukaryota; Fungi; Ascomycota; Pezizomycetes; Pezizales; Pyronemataceae
Exons: 10
Coding region: 117-4394 (1425 amino acids)
Biological process (GO): protein phosphorylation
Cellular component (GO): cytoplasm
Molecular function (GO): protein serine/threonine kinase activity; ATP binding
Source: RefSeq, a predicted model, not a curated record
UCGUUGAACGGGUUGCUCUGCCGCUGCUCUCUCCAUCGCUCUCGCUUCGUCUUUCUCUCCCACCAUCACCUCAACAAUUCCACUGCUGGUAGGAAGCCGAGACCUAUUAUAUACAUAUGAUGCCAGCCUAUACUCCCUUACAAGCACGACCGAGCGAUCGACCCCGGACACCAUCGAAUCGGCCCGCCAGCCGGGCCGGGAGUGUGAGCCGCCCAGGAACAUCACACUCGACGCAUUCCUCCCACGAAAAUGACCAGCCUUCGACUUCAACUCCGUCGUCAUCGUCGUUGGCGUCGGCAUUGCCGGACUAUACUCUAGGAGAUUGCCUCGGGAAGGGAGCGUUCGGAUCGGUUUAUCGGGCACUCAAUUGGGGAACUGGGCAGACGGUUGCGGUGAAACAAGUGCGACUGUCGGACUUGCCGAAAAGUGAACUGCGUGUGAUUAUGCUCGAGAUCGAUCUACUCAAGAACCUUAAUCAUCAGAACAUUGUGCAAUACCAUGGUUACUCGAAAACGGCGGAUUCUCUCUACAUUAUUUUGGAGUACUGCGAAAAUGGCUCCCUCCACAGCAUUUGUAAGAACUUUGGAAAGUUCCCCGAGAACCUGGUGGGAAUCUACUUGACGCAGGUCCUACACGGCUUGCUGUACCUGCACGAUCAGGGUGUUAUCCACCGUGAUAUCAAAGGUGCAAAUAUCUUGACUACGAAAGAGGGGCUGGUGAAAUUAGCGGACUUCGGUGUUGCUACGAGGGCUACCGGACUCAGCGACUCUUCGGUUGUCGGAACGCCGUACUGGAUGGCUCCCGAGGUAAUCGAGCUUGCGGGAGCGUCCACGGCAUCUGAUAUCUGGAGUGUAGGAUGUACAGUCAUAGAACUUCUUGAGGGUAAACCGCCGUACUACAAGCUGGCGUCCAUGCAAGCAUUGUUCCGAAUAGUCAAUGAUGACCAUCCGCCAUUACCGGAAGGUGUAUCGCCGGCUUGUCGGGAUUUCUUGAUGCAGUGCUUCCAGAAAGAUCCAAAUCUUCGCGUCUCCGCACGGAAACUACUCAAACAUCCGUGGAUAGUCAAUGCAAAGAGAAUCGAUUCAGUUGUGCGGGCUUCCUCUACAACGAAUUACGAUGAAGCAGUGAAGAGUGUCCAGAAAUGGAACGAGGCAUUGAGAUCGCCAAAUACUAGCUCGUCAAAGAGACCACCCAGGCAAUCCAUAAGUCCCAGCCAACGGCGACUUGGUGGCGAGUUCUCGUCAGCCCCCGGCAAGGGCCCUUUGGCUCUCCCAAGGUCACGGCCCAACACGGAAGCUUUUAUGUCCCCUGAAUCCGCAGACGAUGACGACAAUUGGGACGAUGAUUUUGCGUCUGUGUCUGUUAUCUCUCCGAGUAUCCUCCAGUUCCCUCGCAAGCCAGCAAUGCAGCCUCGGGUUAGGUCCUUAGCGUCUGCCGAACGGCUUAAAUCUUUCGCAACGAAUGAUGGGGCGAACGAGAGCUGGGACGAUAACUUUGAAGGCGACCUAACCGUCAGAUGUGGGACGGCCAAUCCUCCGCGGAGUCCGCUUAAGAAAGCCUUUGAGGAGGACGAUCCAAUGCAGACAAUACGACCAUACUCGCAGCCACGCCGGCAAAGCGAACCCGAACACGGCAUUGAUAUUCCAGACUUACCGAUCUCGAGAAAUUCUGGUUCUUUCCCCACGCCGGAGGGAUCUCCGCCGAAGCAUAGGGUCCUGAAGCAGAAGAAGAAGUUCAUCUUGCCUUCCACGCGGACCGUAUCAGCAAUACAACGUCCGUCGUCAGCAUUCCGGGAGGACGCCUUUGAGGACUACUCGGAUUUCUCAUUCAAUGAGUCUUCUUUUGAAAAGAAGGUGGAUCUGAUGAUGAAGGAUGCAUCGCUCAGUCCUCGACUGUUUCACCCAUCCGACCUCAAAAACAGCUUGCCGCGCUCAACCACAUCCUCACAAAACGGAGGAAGCUUGAGACGAUUACCGGCAGCGUUUGGAGAUACGGAGAAGGAGACACACAGGAUGCGGAGGACACGGUCAACACUGGAGAUUCAACGGUUUGCGGAAACAGACGGGGAAGAGGACUAUUCGGAUAUCUUUGGGGGAGAUGAAGGCAAUACGGAUGAAGCGGCCUCGGAAACCAGCGGCGGCGACGACCAGAAGAGUUUGAUGCUCAACAGCAAACUCUCGAACAAUUCGUGGCUGGGGGAUGAAGCGGAUGAGGACGACCCAUUUGCGGAGUUGGAGGAGGGGUUCGACGAGAUGGACUUGGACGCAAAUAUCGCGAGAGACAAGUACGCGAGAUUGUGCUCACAAAUCGAUAGUCUUGUUAGCUCCCUGAAGACCACCCAAGUGGAGGAGGACCUCGAGGAAAUAUCUUCACAACUCAUGGAAAUCUUGUUGGAUUCGCCCGAGACUAAGGAUAAUGUCAUCAGUGCCCACGGAAUGCUGCCGAUUCUGGAGGUGCUCGAGACGUGCCAGACCGCAGACGUUAUCCUGAAGCUUCUCAAGAUUGUCAAUGCUCUCAUAUUCGACGACGUUGAGGUGCAAGAGAAUCUGUGUUUCGUAGGCGGAAUUCCCAUCAUCACCAAAUUUGCUUCGAAGAAGUACCAUCCACACAUCCGACUGGAGGCCGCAGCUUUCGUACGCCAGAUGUACCAGACUUCGAUCCUCACGCUGCAAAUGUUUGUCAGUUGCGGUGGAUUGAAUGUUCUGGUGGAAUUUUUGGAGGAGGACUACGAGGCCCAGAAAGACCUUGUACUGAUCGGUGUCAAUGGGAUAUGGAGUGUUUUCGAAAUGCAAGGCCCCACUCCGAAGAAUGACUUUUGUCGAAUAUUCUCGAGGAGUUCAGUUCUGCAGCCCCUCUCGAUCGUGCUGAGCCAUCUGCUCGACGAGGAUGGAGAACUGUCGGACCUGUGUGUCGAGCGCGUUGUCAAUAUCUUCUACCUCUUUUCGCAGGCGGAAAAUCAUGUCAAGGAGAUGGUUGCUGAUCGCAUUGUUCUGAAGCGAGUGCUGAAGGAUCUGGAACGAAUGGCUCCUGCUCACCAGGUGGUCAUGCUCAAGUUCAUCAAGAACCUCUCCAUGCUGUCGUCAACGCUAGAAACAUUACAGAACUCGAAUGCGAUCGAAGUUCUAACAGAACUACUGGACAGAAGCCGGACGGCAGCACACUUCAAGGAGAUUUCGAACCAGGUAUUAAAUACCAUGUACAACCUUUGUAGGCUUAGCAAGUCCCGGCAAGAAGAGGCUGCUAUGAAUGGAAUCAUUCCAGUCUUGCAGAGUAUUGUCCAGACAGAACGGCCGCUCAAGGAGUUUGCACUUCCUAUUCUGUGCGACAUGGCGCAUUCCGGAAAGAGGUGCCGCAGACUGCUGUGGCAGAACAAGGGAUUGGAGUUCUACAUUUCCCUCCUUUUGGAUCCGUACUGGCAGGUUACUGCUCUCGAUGCUAUCUUUGUGUGGCUACAAGAGGAGACCGCACGGGUGGAAGAGAAGCUUCAGAGCCCGUCGUCCAUCGAUGCGCUUGUGAGGUGCUUUACCACGUCGAAGACAAACGCCUUUGAGAAUACUCUCGAGCCCCUGCAGAAACUCCUCCGUCUAAGCCCACCGAUCGCCCACGCCGUCGGCCGCCGCGAGUUCUUUGCUCGCAUCGUCCAGAAGCUCGGCCACAACAAGGCUGUGGUCCGACUCAACCUCCUUAAAAUCCUGACCACUAUCUGCGACGCCAGCGAGCAGAAAGAGGCAUUAAUCCGAGAAUACGGCAUGUACCCGAUCGUGCACCGCGUCUCCGAGCGCGACCCCGCAGUGCUAGUCCGCAACAUGGCUAGCGAGCUCGUCAAAGCCUGCAACGAGCGUGCCAAGGGCCACAGCAUCCACCUCCCCCGCCGCCGGCAAUCCCACGCCUCGGGCGUCGGCAGCAGUGUCCCUUCAGCAUCCGCCGUACAGAGCAACCGCCGCCAUGUCUCCAACCUGUGGGACACCAAUGCAUCACUCGACAUGGCACUCGGGCGUCCAGGAAGCACACGUAGCAACCGCAGCAACAGCAGCAGCGGUCUCAACAGCGUAUCCUCCGCCUCCUCCGCGGGAUCUAGAACACCUCAGCCAGGCACGCCCCAGAUCUCGCGGCUACGCCUGAGGAAUAGCCACAGCGUGCUCGGCCUUCGCCACUCCUCGAGCGGAAGCGGGGUGCUCCCUUCAUCGCCGCUGCAAACCGCUAGCAGCAGCAGCAGCCUCGACACCACCAGCAACGGCCUGAGCCAUAGCCCCAGUUCGGGCGGCGUCAACGGACGGUACCGCGCUGCUAACAAUUACGUGCCGAGAAGGCACCGGGUUAGUGCCGCCGCCGCAGCGAUUAAUAGUGCUACUGCUGGGCAAGAACUGAACCUGAAGGACUGGGCGGAACGAUGAAGACACUGUCUUUGCUUCAAGUUGGCUUUGGGAGGGGGUUGUUUAUCGGACUGGUCUGGCAUGAACAGAUGGCAGGACGAAAGAGGCGGGGGUGAGAUGGGAUGAGUGUGCUACUCUUGUAUACGCUUCACCUUUUCUUUUCUUUUUCUUUCUCUAUAUCCUCAUUACUGUGUGUUUCCU